Apiotrichum porosum is the source of this 2355-nucleotide messenger RNA. RefSeq names its product Cell cycle checkpoint protein rad17 (gene RAD17). NCBI's taxonomy places the organism in Eukaryota, Fungi, Basidiomycota, Tremellomycetes, Trichosporonales, Trichosporonaceae. The coding region runs from base 1 to 2355 and encodes 784 amino acids. Gene Ontology annotation, molecular function: chromatin binding. The transcript is spliced from 13 exons. The record is from RefSeq and is a predicted model, not a curated record. Gene Ontology annotation, biological process: DNA repair; mitotic DNA replication checkpoint signaling; DNA damage checkpoint signaling.
AUGCCACCCAAAAAGGGCUCGCCGUCAGGCAAGUCUAGAACCAACGCGGCGCCAAAGCGCAUGGGCAGCCUCAGCUCAUUCCAACCAAUGUUGAACUUCGCGCGCGUCCCUUCCGGCGGUGUGUCCACAUCGUCACCAGCCUCAGCUUCAGGCUCGACCUCAAAUGCGACAACUGGUCCCAGUGUGCGGCCCGCUUCUGGUCGCAGUGUCAGCGGCCCGGUGGCGUCGACCUCGAAGAGCAUGCCGCCGCCUCCACUUCCGCGACGGGGCCAAGCCAAGUCGGUGCCAGCUCCCGCGGCCAAGGGCAGGCCCGCGACCAAGAGCACAGGGGACAAGGGUAAAGGAAAGCUGAAAAUGGAAGACAAUGAGGUCGUCGAGGUGAUCAGCAGCGAUGAGGACGACAUGCCAAAGAAGCGGCGACGACCAGCACCUAGCGCGGGCAAAGAGCCAGCCGUGGACAUGGACAAGGCGGCGAUGUGGACAGAUAUUUUUGGACCUGAGACCGAGGCCGAACUGGCGCCAGGUAAAGCGAGGAUAACGAAGGUCCGCGAAUGGCUGUACGAAGCUAUCCACGGCGUUCCCGAGGCAGCGGUACACAGCCAGGGAUACAGCCCGAGUACUGCUCGCAUCCUUCUUGUGACGGGUCCCGCGGGUAUCGGCAAAGCAACCACGGUCCGCCUUCUUGCGAGUCAGCUCGGUAUCGACCUUGUGGAGUGGACAGAAGGCGUAGAGGAGCGUCAUCUGGGCGUCGGGUUUGAAACCGAAUCUGCCAUCUCCAAGCUCUCCUCCUUCCUCUCUCGCAACGCCUACCCGGCUCUCAACCUCGGCUUGGGUGCCUCGAGCUCGUCCCAGACGCAGAUGCAUCGCCCCCGUGCGCUCCUCAUGACCUCGUUGCCCAACAUCGGCCACCAAGCGACGCGCACCGCGUUCCACGACGCCCUCCUCAGCUUUUGCCACAACUAUACGCCAUCCAGCUGUCCCCUCAUCAUCGUGCAUAGCGAGUCAGGACAAGGCGGCCGCGCGGAGGAGAGCUGGAUGGACCGUGAGCGCGGUGGUUAUGAGGGUAUCCUCGAAGUCGUUGGGAGGGAGGUCAAGGAUGGACCCUGGUGUGCCGAGAUUGAAUUCCUGUCUCUGGCACCCACGUUCCUCACCAAGGCGCUCAACCGCGUCCUCGGUCUGGCCAUCUCGGACCCGGCGAAACGCCCCUCCCCAGGUGCCGUGCAGCUGAUCUCGUUGUCGGCGAACGGCGACCUCCGCUCAGCUAUCAACUCACUCCAGAUGCUGUGCAGUGGGAGCGUGCUCAAGAACAAGAAGCGCAAGACGGGCGAGUCGAGGGAGAAGGCUACUGGGCGUGGGAGCAGAGGUGGCAGGGGAACGAAGGUUGACGUUAGCGACGAGAUUCGCGCCGCCCUGGAUGCGGUCACGCGCCGUGAGCAGUCACUCAAUCUGUUCCAUGCGCUUGGCAAGGUGUUCUACAACAAACGUCUCGACGACCCAACCACGGACAACGACGAUCAGGAGGCUAUCGCGGCCAUCCGCAAGCUGGCACUCGAUGACCCACUUCCACCCCAUCUUGGAGAGUUUGAGCGCCGAAAGUCCAUGGUCCAGAUGGAGACCUUUAUCCCCACAAUUCCCGUCGACACGUCCAUGUUUGCGCUGUGGCUCCACCACAACAUCCCACAGUUCUGCACCGACGUUGAGCAGGUCAGCUCCAUCAUGGACGAUCUAUGUGGCGCCGACCUGAUGCGCACCGAGGACGAUAUCUGGCAAUCCAGCCCACAAGCCAUUGCUUACGCUCUUCACCUGACUGUGCGGGGUACGCUCAUGGGCCUCCCCUCACCCGUGCCGAGGAACCACCAAAAGGUGGUCAAGCCUCAGUUCUUCGAGUCAUACCACACGGAGAGGGCGAACACGUCACUCCUCGACGUGGCGACUGGCCACCUCGCCAGAAAGGCCGUGUCGGCCAGCAUAGCCUAUGCCGACGGCGAGGCUGACGAUGGACCGCCAUGGGGAGGUACUGAGUCUAAGCUUGUUCUUGCGACGGAAACAGUGCCCAUGGCAGUCAAGAUCCAGUCGCUCUCGAGAAAACCCUUGUUGCCCAUAUCUGUACAGCCACUGGCCCUGCAACCCUAUUCGGCGUACUCAUCAGGCAUGUUCCUAGGAGAGGAGCUGUCCAGUGUGUCGCGACAAGGCGAAGAGGACGAGAGUUUUGACGCGACGGCGGCGGGUGAGGACGGAUUGGGAGUGGUGCCUGAUGCGCGUCAUCCUGGUCUUUGGGACGAAGAUGCCGAUGGAAAGCAGGGCAAAGAACAACUGGGAUGGCUCGAGGACGACGACAUCGAAGACUUUGACUAG